CUUUUCUUUACUUAAAUAUUUUUGUUUACAUGAUUUACCAUUUGAAAAGAUUGCCAUGAAGACAAAGAGAUUGAAAGGUGGAGGGGGUUGAGGGGCCGAAAGAUGAUAAAAUUCAAGGCACAUGGUUCUGGAGCACAAAAUGACAGAAUUGGUCAAUUAGCUGGCUAGAUUGCCAGCUUCAUGGCCCAUGCAGCUGUCCUCAGGGACCGACCAGGCAGAAACAUAUACGUGGAUGAUUCAAAUUGGCCAAUGGCAUCUGUGACAAAUGCAAAAAUAAUGAUUCAGAUCGGCAAAUGGCAAGUGUAACAACAUUCCUCCAGUAUUUGAAGUUUGAACACUUGUAUUCUCUGAAAAAAUCCUUAUCCUCUAAUUUUUUCGGUUUGUUUCUCAUUAAUCAUCGAUUAAUUAUUCUUCCUCCACCCGUUUCUGUAUAGUUUUGAUAAUUACUUGAGCCAAUCACAAGGCUUUAGUCAAUUUACAACAUCAUUUUACUGAUUCCCAAUUUGAUACCAAAUACAAAACGACUAAGAGGGGAGUGUCUUGUGUUCCUGUCGUACAUGACCACUCAAAACAGGACUUCCUAAAAGAAACAAGCAGCUUGCCGUUUCAGCAACUCAGGAUGCCGGACUUGUGACACAAUUAUAAGACUUGUGUUUUUUCGUAUCUCUUGAUAAUUCUUCUCGUUUGACAUGGUACAUCUGUUUAGAUAGCUCUAUUUUCUGCUUUCUUCGACUUGAAAAGUUUUAGUUUCCCUCUUUUGCACAGUAGCUGUGCAUAUAGAAUUCAUUUCCAAUCUCCCUUUGCAGUGUUCUAUUUUGUUGCAAUUUGAUAGGCUUUCAUUCUCCUAGAUAGCUUACCAUCAAAACAGAAAUUGUUGUUUUCCUUGAAAAAUCUUGCUGUGCUUUCUUGAAGAAUUUCAAGUGAUGGCUAAUGAAUUAUGCUUGGAUGAUUCUUGUGCGAGUCCUAGAAUCUCUUUUUCUAAUGAUUUUUCCGAGAGAGACAUUGUACCGAUAGAACAGCGCCCUCCCCAAUCAAGUUCAUUGAAUUCAGAUUUUUGCUUUCACAACGACACCAUCAAUCUAGAAUCUCCACUGGCAGACGAACUAUUCCUCAAUGGGAAGGUCGUCGUCCCUAUUGAAAUCAAGAAAAUUAUCCCCCCCAUGACACAUGCACAAGAACAACCUGGAUGUCCACCUCCACAGGUAUGUCUUGAUGCUACCUUAACUGAAAAGGAUUCAAGGCAUGAGAGCUUGAAUGUAAUCAAGAUCAAUACAAGCAAAGGAAACAGCAUUGAUCGAGAAUUUUCAUCCUUGAGGGAACCUUUCCUUAAUCGGGAAAUCAUUAUUCCUCUCAAAUUCAAGAAAAAGAAAAACAUUCCACCACCAUUUUCACCACUAGGUGCAUUUCUUGAUGCUGAUGAUGACAACGAUGAAGAUACUAACAAAGGCUCAAAUCGUUGGAUGAUCAAGCCUGCAAGAAAUAAACCGGACGGCUACGAGAAACAAAACUUGAAACAAUCUUCACGUUUCAAGAGGCGCAGUAGCUUGAGUCGUGCUAGCAUAUGUGGAGGGAUCGCAUGUCCUUUUCCGUUCUUUUGUCGAAACAACUCUGAUGUAUACGUACCAAAUGUGAAGGGAAUACCAUUGUCAUCAAAAAGGUUCUCACAGUCGUAAGAUGAAUUCACAGAACUGGAAUAAGUUGCGGCUUUCUCCUCCAUACAGCUGGUAGAUCAUUUAAUGUGAUGAAUCAUUUGAAGAAGAAACGAAUUCUCAUUUCCACCUUCUUCUAUUACUUUAUAUUUCAUUUCAUUACAAUUUACUAUACAUGUAACAAUCAAUAUUCAUCUUAUGGGACUGGUAUUCCGUUUAAUUAUCAUGUUACAGUACAUUGUCAAGGCUCGAUGUGUUUCAAUUCUAGAAAAUAAGACCAACGUUUCUGUAAA
Molecule: messenger RNA, 1942 nt
Organism: Populus trichocarpa (black cottonwood)
Lineage: Eukaryota; Viridiplantae; Streptophyta; Magnoliopsida; Malpighiales; Salicaceae
Exons: 2
Coding region: 924-1673 (249 amino acids)
Source: RefSeq, a predicted model, not a curated record